This is a messenger RNA of Seriola dumerili (greater amberjack), 1894 nucleotides long. RefSeq names its product calcium/calmodulin-dependent protein kinase kinase 1-like (gene camkk1b). Gene Ontology annotation, biological process: protein phosphorylation; activation of protein kinase activity; CAMKK-AMPK signaling cascade. NCBI's taxonomy places the organism in Eukaryota, Metazoa, Chordata, Actinopteri, Carangiformes, Carangidae. Gene Ontology annotation, molecular function: calcium/calmodulin-dependent protein kinase activity; calmodulin binding; ATP binding. The coding region runs from base 151 to 1626 and encodes 491 amino acids. The record is from RefSeq and is a predicted model, not a curated record. Gene Ontology annotation, cellular component: cytoplasm. The transcript has 17 exons.
CAUAGAGGAGUUUCCCCUCCUGAGAGCAGAAGGACAAGAUGCAGAUUAACCUCAACCGCCCUCAACACAGGACACCUCCACUUUUGCAGUGAUGCCCCCUCCAAGCCGCCUCUGGGACAUUCAACUGUGAGUGAACAAGGACAACUCAUCAUGAGCGCCGACACUGUCUGCAGGGCAGAGCCGGACUCUGAGCACCACGGGGAGCUGGCCGACUUGUUGGCAGCCAUGAACGUGGCCGCCAACCGCAUGACCCCGCCUAAUGGCUCCAGGCCGGGUGCUCCGAGGACCACCAGCUCUCACAGAGCUCGACUCUCCGACAGGAAGCUGUCUCUGCAGGAGCGAGGGAGCCGAAUGGCCCGACAGCCCACCAUUGAGACCAAACGUGUGUCCAUCACAGAUGCUGAUGACUGUGUCCAGCUCAACCAGUAUAAGCUGAAGGAAGAGAUUGGAAAGGGUUCGUAUGGAGUGGUGAAGUUAGCUUAUAAUGAAGAUUCUGAACAGUACUAUGCAAUGAAAGUUGUUUCAAAGAAGAAGCUGAUGAGGCAGUGUGGAUUUUUUCGCCGCCUGACUCCUCAAGGAUCAAACUCGCAGCAGCUGGAUCCGUUCCCUAAAGCCGUGUUGCCUCUGGAGAAAGUCUACAAGGAGAUUGCCAUCCUGAAGAAACUGGACCAUCAUAAUGUUGUUAAACUGGUGGAGGUGCUUGAUGAUCCCGAUGACGAUGGACUUCAUAUGGCCUUCGAAUUGGUGACAAAAGGCCCGGUGAUGGAGGUGCCUACAGACGACCCUUUCACAGAGGAGCAGGCUUGCUUUUACUUCAGAGACAUCGUCCUGGGAAUAGAGUACUUGCACUACCACAAGAUCGUCCACAGAGACAUUAAACCCUCCAACCUGCUGCUGGGGGACGACGGCCACGUCAAGAUCGCCGACUUUGGUGUGAGCAACGAGUUCGAGGGGACGGACGCCCUCCUGUCGAGCACGGCGGGGACACCGGCCUUCAUGGCCCCCGAGAUGAUGGCCGAGCACGAGCAGAGCUUCAGCGGAAAGGCAUUAGACGUGUGGGCGAUGGGAGUCACACUUUACUGUUUUGUGUUUGGGAAGUGCCCUUUUUAUGAUGAAUACAUUGUCUCUCUGCACAACAAAAUCAAGAACAAACCAGUGGACUUUCCAGAGACGCCACUGAUUAGUAAUGAACUGAAGGAGCUCAUUGGAUGGAUGUUGGAUAAAAACCCUGAAACAAGAAUCACCAUCCCUGAAAUUAAGCUACAUCCGUGGGUGACAGAGAACGGCUCGAAUCCUCUCCCUUUGGAGGAGGAGCACUGCACGGCGGUGGAGGUCACUGAGGAGGAGGUGCAGAACAGCAUCAAACUUAUCCCCAGCCUUUCCGCUGUGAUUCUGGUGAAGUCCAUGCUGAGGAAGCGGUCUUUCAGUAAUCCCUUUGAGUAUCAGGGCAGACGGGCAGAGAGGUCCAUGUCUGCCCCUGGAGGUCUUCUUACUGGUUCUUGGGGCUUAUUGGGGUCUUCGCCUCAGCUUCAUCCUUCCUUGAGGAAAGUCAGCAACGAGGGGAGCAGAGAAGGAGAGUUGGAGGACUUGUAUGAAGACGACACAUUCACAGAGUGUACAGAUUAAAUUCACAUAUGCAUUGACACGGAUUAAAAUUCCCACCUAACUUUUGCUUUUGCGUCAUGCUUGCUGUGAUUACAUGGUUGUAGUUUUUUUCUCACUUCAGUGCAAAAAAACAGUCAUGUGAUAUAAUGCAUUAAAUACAUAAAAUGAUAGCAAGUAAGAUUAGAUUUUGUUCCAUCUGUCUCUGAAUUACAGAUGACACUGUUGACAGCAUAUGUUGUUCAUGGAUGUAAUAUGAUUUAUUUACUUUGGAUUGUUCUUAAAAAUGUAA